AUGGCGGGCAGCGUCAAGCAAAGCAGUCCUGUGUGGCUAUAUUUCGAGAAACUAGGAAAAAAUAAAACAUUCGCUAAAUGUAAAUUAUGCCCAGGAGGUAAAAAGGUUGCAGCACGUUAUGGUAAUACCAGCAAUCUCACGCGACAUAUCGAAACUUCGCAUAAAACCGAAGCAGUACAGCUGAAAAAAGCUCUCGAAGAGAAGGCAUCGCUGAAGCGUAAAUUGAAGGAUGAAGCAGUCCCCAGCGAAUCCCCAGGAACAUCAAGUAAACAAACAAAAAUGGUGCCUUUCCUACAGGACAAAAACCAGCUUACAAUAUGUGUGGCAUAUAUGGAGCAAUCGUCAGUGAUAAAAUCAAAACUGAAGGAUUGUGUGUCCUUGGGCAUUACUCUAGAUCAUUGGACCUCAGUAGCACAAGAUGCCUACAUGGCAGUGACCGCUCACUUCUUAUCAGAUAACUUCACCAUCAGUGACUACUGCUUAAAUGUUGCACAUAUGCCUGAAUCACACACAGCAGUGAACAUAUCUGAAGCUCUACUUUCCUGCCUCGACGUAUGGAUCCCAGAUUAUAACGAAAGGACAUUGAAGAUCUAUGUUGUGACAGAUAAUGCAUCAAAUGUGCAAGCAGCUAUGAGACAACUUCCAUCUUCUAAGUUCGUUCCUCUCAAUUGCUUUGCUCAUACAUUACAACUUGCUGUGAACGAUGCAGUCAAGAAAUUCUUCGGGCUUGAAAAAGUAAUUGCGAAGGCUAAAGUUAUCACUAAACAUUUUCAUGCAAGCGCAAAGGAUACACACAGCCUUGCUGAGAAGCAGAAAUCAUUGGGUGUGCCUGUGCAUCGUCUGAAGAGUGAAUGCCCAACAAAGUGGAAUUCAUUGUAUUAUUUACUGGAGAGACUAGUCGAGCAAAGAGAAUCAGUAACCGCUGUAUUAGCUACGAACGAUAAGAUAAAUGAUCUUAAAAAAUCUGAGUGGAAGAUCGCUGCAAGUUAUGUAAGUGCCCUGAAACCAUUUGAGGAUGCAACAAACAUGAUGUCUGCGUCUAGAUAUGCUACAAGCUCAAUGAUAAUCCCAGUCCUGCACGUUUUGAAUGAGCAGAUGAAAGACGUUGAAAUGAAUGAUUUUGGAAAGCAGAUACAUGCCAACAUCAAUGCCAGAUGGCCUGAAUAUGAGAUGAAGCUUGAGUUUGCAAUACCCACAUACCUCCCAGGUUCAAGAAUUAUGGGUUCAAUGAUGACACAGCCAGAGACCGGACAGCAAAAGAAAUAG
This is a messenger RNA of Ylistrum balloti, 1266 nucleotides long. RefSeq names its product E3 SUMO-protein ligase ZBED1-like. The coding region runs from base 1 to 1266 and encodes 421 amino acids. Gene Ontology annotation, molecular function: DNA binding. The record is from RefSeq and is a predicted model, not a curated record. The transcript has 3 exons. NCBI's taxonomy places the organism in Eukaryota, Metazoa, Mollusca, Bivalvia, Pectinida, Pectinidae.